UUUAGAGGUUGUAUCAGAGUUUUAAUGGGUUUUUUUAGCUUCAGGUCGAUCGAAGGUCUUGAUGUCCCAAAGUACGCACCAGUCUAUAAUUAAAUCAGACUGUAAAUUUAACCAAAUGGGAAUAGGGGGCCUGGAGAAGGAAUUCUCUGAAAUCUUACACAGAGUCUUCGUCUCUCGGAUUUUGCCUCCGGAUGUCGUGGAGCAGUUAGAUUUAAAGCAUAUUAGAGGCAUGUUGCACUUCGGGCCUUCUGGCUGCGGCAAAACCCUCAUAGCUCGUAAAAUCAAGGAAAGGCUAACUACUCGAAAGCCCAAGAUCAUAAGCGGGCCUGAGAUUCUCAACAAGUUUAUGGGCGUGUCAGAGGCUAACAUCAGAAAGCUGUUCGCAGAUGCAGAGGAGGAGCAGAAGACGCGUGGAGAAAGGAGUCGUCUCCAUCUCAUCAUUUUUGAUGGGAUUGAUGCCAUCUGUAGGGAGAGAGGAAGCUUCGGCAGCAGCCUGGGGCGCCAUCGUGGACCAGCUGACCAGCUGCUGUCAAAGUUCGAUGGUGUAAAGCAGCUUAAAAAUGUCUUUGUUAUAGGAACGACCAAUCGUCUAAACCUGAUAGACAAAGCGCUACUCCGACCCGGGAGACUGAAAAUACAAUUGGAGAUUGAUCUCCCGGACAAGUCAGGUUGUGUGCAGAUCUUGCGUAUUCACACGGCCAAAAUUAAACGGCUGGCUAGGGAUGUCAACAUUGACGAGCUGGCCAGCAUUACAACUAAUUUUAUCGGGCCGCAGUUGGUGGGGUUCGUCCAAGCGUCGCAGUCCUGCACUUCAAGCCAUAUCCUCAAGGCAUUUGGCACCUCUCAGGAGGACUACUCCAGAUACAUGUUAAACGGCGUUGUAAUCUGGAGUAGUGGGAUAAAAGAAAUCCUGAGCCUUGGAGAGCUGCUGGUGCAGCAAAUGAAGUCCAUUGACCGCACACCACUCAUAACAGUGCUGCUUGAGGGUCCACCUGACAGUGGUAAGACUGCACUUGCAAUAAAUAUUGCAAAGAAGUCGCAGUUCCCCUUUGUCAAAGUCUGCUCUACGGACGAGAUGAUGGGGUUUCCUGAGCUGGACAUGUGCCACGCCAUCAAAAAGAUAUUUGAUGAUGCCUAUAAGUCUCAGCUGAGCUGUGUGGUAGUGGACGAUAUCAAGCAGCUCCUAGUUAAUGUGUAG
Clarias gariepinus (North African catfish) is the source of this 1198-nucleotide messenger RNA. Its product is annotated as vesicle-fusing ATPase-like. Bases 62 to 1198 code for a protein of 378 amino acids. Gene Ontology annotation, molecular function: ATP binding; ATP hydrolysis activity. The record is from RefSeq and is a predicted model, not a curated record. Lineage: Eukaryota; Metazoa; Chordata; Actinopteri; Siluriformes; Clariidae. Gene Ontology annotation, biological process: Golgi to plasma membrane protein transport; SNARE complex disassembly; intra-Golgi vesicle-mediated transport. Gene Ontology annotation, cellular component: Golgi stack. The transcript has 10 exons.